CGCCUGCGCACCUGCGGAGCGCGGACCCAAUUGUCCAGUCUCUGUGGCUCUCACCGGCCCAGAUCGCGGGGCCGCGGGAGGACGCCCUGGACACCCAGGACCUGCGCGGAGAUGGACUCAGUGGUCUUUGAGGACGUGGCUGUGAACUUCACCAUGGAGGAGUGGGCUUUGCUGGACCCGGCUCAGAGGAAGCUCUACAGAGACGUGAUGCUGGAGACCUUCAGGAACCUGGCCUCCGUGGGUUCUUGCCCUCAAGUUAAAACCAGUGGAUCAAGUCCUCAAUGGGAUAUUUUGGAGAAUGAACUAUGCAGUGAAAAGAAAAUAGUAAGAUGCACAAGAAAUGAUUCCUGUUCUGUUUUUGGAGAAAACUGGAUAUUUCAUAACAUCCGAGGUCACCAAACCCAGGAGAGGGAUUUCAGAAAUGGUUUGGUGGAGAAUCUCUGCAAAGGUAAUGAAGGUCAUCAAUGUGGAGAAACCCUGAACCAGAUUACACAUCUUACUGUGCAUAAGGGUUUUCCGACUAGAAUUCAGCCCUAUAAAUGCACUAAGUGUGGAAAAGCCUUCAGGGAUCGUUCUUUCCAGAAGAAUCAUCAAAGAUCUCACCCUGGACACAAACAUUAUACAUGUGAAGAAUGUGGGGAAGCCUGCAGCUGUGUCUCGUGCCUAAAUCCUCCUGGGGAAACAGACAUUGUAGAGAAACCCGAAAAACAUCAGGAUGCUGGGAGAGCAUCUAAGAGAUAUGUGAAGAGUGGCAGUAGUAAACAGUUUUCAGAGUGUAAGAAAUCUGGAAAAGCUCUCACUUGUCCCUCAUCCUUUAAGGGACGUGAGAGAGGUCACCAUGGACAGAAAAUCCAUGUGUGUAAAGUAUGUGGGAAAUCCUUUAUGUAUUAUUCCUACCUUGCACGGCAUGUGAGAACUCACACUGGAGAGAAGCCCUAUGAAUGUAAGGAAUGUGAGAAAACCUUCCGAUAUCCUGCAUCCCUGGGAGGACAUGUGACGAUACACACUGGAGAGAAACCUUACAUGUGUAAGGAAUGCGGGAAAACCUUCAGUUGUCCCAAAUACUUCAGAAGACACGUGAAAACACACAGUGGCAUGAAACCCUAUGAAUGUACGGAAUGCGGCAAAGCCUACAGUUGCUCUUCAUCCCUUCGAGAACACACACGAACACACAGCGAAGAGAAACCCUAUGAAUGUCAGCACUGUGGGAAAGCCUUCAGGCAUCAGCGAUAUUUUAAAAAGCAUGUGAGAAUGCACAGCGGAGUGAAACCCUAUGAAUGUAUGGAAUGCGGGAAAGCCUACAGUUGUUCCACAUCCCUCCGGGAACACGAGAGAACGCACACUGGGGAGAGGCCCUUCGAAUGCCAGCACUGCGGGAAAGCCUUCACUCGCCACGCCUCCCUUCGAGGACACAUGAGAACGCACAGUGGGGAGAGAGCCUACAGAUGUACACAGUGUGGGAAAGCUUUCUGUUGGCCCUCGUCGUUACGAAAGCACGUAAGAAUGCACAGUGAGGAGAAGCCCUACGGAUGUCAGCAAUGUGGGAAAGCCUUCUGGUACCCCGCAAACCUGCGAGGACACAUGAGGAUACACGCUGGGGAGAAACUCUGAAUCCAGGGACCGUGGGAGAGACUUCAUUCUCUCUUCAAACUUGUAAUGUGAGCAGCACACUGUAGAGGAAACUUAUGAAAGGGAAAAUGUGGGAAAACCUUCAGCACUUCACUUAUUUUGUACAUGAAAACUCAGAGCACAACAGAAAUCUUUUAACAGAGAUAAAUAUGGUUUUGCCUUGGUAAGUGCCUCAUCCUGAAUAGGGAUCCCAGUGUAUUAAUUUCUAGCUCAUGUUGCUGAUCUGAAUACUUAAGAUAAUAACUAUCCCUCUAUGUUUACUUCAUCUGUACUACUUAUAUUUUUUUUCUCCAACUUUAAAUAAUCAUACAGUCAUAUAAAGCUUGCCUCAUUUCCAUUACAGUGUCUUUUUUUUUGGCUGCCCUGCUCGGCUUGCGGGAUCUUAGUUCCCUGACCAGGGAUCGAACCCAUGCCCCCUGUAGUAGAAGCACAGAGUCCUAACCACUGGACUGCCAGGGAAUUCCCAUUAUGAUGUCUUUUGAACCCAGGGGUGAUAAGUGCUUUUCAGUUUUUGGGUUUUUUCAUGUGUAACUUGGUAUAAUUUUUAGGUGAAAAGUUUUUGAUUCUUACUUUGCAUUAUCUUCCUAGUAUGUGAUCGUGAUAUGAGGUCUGUAUUGUUGAAAUGUCUUUCCUGGUCCACUGUUACAGAUACUGGAAUUAUCUGACUCAAUAUUUACCCUCCCCUUGCACCUUCAUUACUGAAAGGUGUGUCUUCCAAGUUGUUUGUUGCUAGCAGAUACCAUAUUUGUGUUUCUCACAGAAAUUAGUAAUUGUGGAAGGUCUUGGGAAAUAACAUUCUCAUCUGAUUAUGUUUGUAAUUUGGCCUCUGUUCAUGUCCAUGAUCUUGGCUGGAAAUCGGACAUGAUAAUUGAGUUAAGAAGAGCAACUUUCUGGCAUGAAGAUGAAAGCUCCUGUCCAGACGGUUCUACUGAAUUGUGUUGUCAGCUUGGGUAAGGUGAGAAACUGUAUAUCCAGAGUCCUUCUGUUAGUGGUUCUGAGUUAAAGUUCUUAGGAUUAGGAAGAAACAUGAGGUCUGGAAAGCAGAAGUGUGGAAACCAUGAUUCUCAGGUCUUCUGUACCAUCAGGAGACAGAGAUGCAUGGCAACCUGGUGAGCCUGAGUUCCAGCACCGUUUUCUGACUUCUGGCUCUGCGCAUGUGAAACAGUCCCAAUCAGACACGUUUGAUGAACCCAACCCUGUGGAUUUCUGAUUACAGAAUCUGAUCCAUGAGGGGAGUUUAUAGAGGUUACGUGUGGAAGCCAGGACCCCUAGAAAAUGGAAGAGAAAAUGUUGGCGUCUGGUUUGAUAACUUACUUGACUGACCUGGCUGGUGAUCACGAGCUCCUACCUGGUUGCCCAACAAGCCCCUGUGCACUGGUCUGUCUGUAUAUGGUGGUACCAAACCCUGGGAGGAAUGAUUUCUUCACUGUGCCUUCCAGAUCUCAUACGAGUUAAGCUGUUGGUGAAUUGUAGCCUGGAAUCAUAAAGACGGGGAUCCUGGGAAACAUACCUCCCGGCCUUACCCUCAGUGAAACAACAAUUCAGCAGAAACAUAUCUACCUUUAGAUUUCAUUGACUUUUCACAGUAGUACCAAGAAAUGUAGCACAGUGGGGAUGAGAGGGAUAUGGAGAUGGAAGUUUCAUUCAUUCAUUCAUUCAUUCAUUCCAGGGAAUAUUAUAGCAGAAGAGUAAACUAUUUCAGAUAACACUGGAAGUUGAUACCUAAAUGUAUUAUUAAAAUAUAUACAAACCCUUAACCCUGCUGGUCCAGUGGUUAAGACUCCACGCUCCCAAUGCAAGGACCACGGGCUCGAUCCCUGGUCAGGGAACUAAGAUCCUGCAUGCCACAUGGCGCAGCCCCCCCCAAAAAAUACAUACGUAUAUACUGACUUCAGUAGUGUGUCCUCCCCUGCCCCACCACCGAUUUCAUGUCCACCUGGCAUCACUGACACAACCUGAUUUGGAAUAAGGUCUUUGCAGAUGUAAUCAGGAUGUGGUCAUAUUGGAUUGGUGUAGGUCCUAAUCCAAUGAUGUGUAUCCUUAUAAAAAGAGGGAAAUUUGGGCACAGAGACCUUCACAGGAGACAGACACGUCUUCACCAUGUAAAGACAGAACAGAGAUUGGUGUGAUCUCUGUACAAGCCAAGACAUGCAAAGGAUUGUUGGCAACCUCCAGAAGCUAGAAGAUAUGCCUAGAACAGGUUCCUCCUCAGAGCCUCCAAAAGUAGCCAGCCCUGCUGACCACUUCAUUUCGUACAGCCAGCCUCCUAAACCAUGAGAAAGUAAGUUUCUGUUGUUUAAGCCACCAUGUCUCCAGUGCUUUGUUAGGACAGCCCAAGCAGACUAAUGUAGUUCCUAAAGAGGGAGUGGGCCUUGGAUAUUUGAAGGACAGCCAGAGACCAGUGUUUCUGGAGCAGAAUGAGCUGGUGGCCAGAACAGCAGAGGUGAGAGGAGAGCAAUGGCGGUGGGUAGGCACAUCAUGUCCUGAUGCACUGACCUGCCGUGGUGCACUGACAUUGGCCAUGAGUGACAUAGAGCCUAAAAGUGGCCAGAUGAGGCAGCUUUACAAAGUCCCUGUGUUACCUUGAGAAUAGACUCUAGGAUGUUGUCACUUAAGGUAGUGGAUCAGAUGGGGUUGGUAGCAGUGGCAAUGAUGUGCCAGGUUGGAGCCCGGAUGUAAUUUGAAGUUAGAGCCAUCAGAAUUUCUUGAUGGCUUGAAGGUGGGGUGAGAGGAAGAGUCAAGAGUGGCUCUAUUAUUUUGUGCAGGAAAAACUGGCAUGAUGGUAUUGCCAUCAACUGACAUGUAGCUCAUGAGCAAUGGAGAAUAUUGGUGGAGUGUAAGCAGUUGAACUUGGAGUGUGCUGAGAUGAAGAUGAGAUAAGGGCAUACUAAGGCAGAAGAUAAACAUAUGAGAAUUUUAUUAGAUUUUAUUACAAUUUAAAAAAUAUUUUAGGGACUUCCCUGGCGGUCCAGUGCUUAAGAUUCUGAGCUUCCACUUCAGGGUGUGCAGGUUCGAUCCCUGGUCUGGGAACUAAGAUCCCACAUGCCCCGUGGUGUGACCAAAAAAUAAAAAUAAAAACAAAUUUAAAAAAAUAAAAACAUAUUGUAAGAGAAUGUUAUUACAAACAUUGGUCCCAAUGGCAAAAAUGUGGGAAAAAAAGCUGCUAACAGUUGAAUCGGUACAAGAAAAUGGUAUAGUCGUACAAGCAUAAAAAUACAUUAAUAAAAGUGCAUAAAUUACCAAGCUGUGGACAGCAAAACAUUUUUGAAUAAAAGACACUUGAUAGGGACUUCCUUGGUGGUCCAGUGGUUAAGAAUCCACCUUCCAAUGCAGGGGACGCGGGUUCGAUCCCUGGUUGGGGAACUAAUCCCACAUGCUGAGGGGCAGCUAAGCCCGAGUGCCACAACUAGAGAAGCCCACGCGCCGUAACGAAGACCCAGCGCAGCUAAAAUAAAAAAUAAAUAAAAUUUAAAAAGUGGACUGUUAAAGCUAAUUUUAAAAAAAACAUGAUAUAAAAUGAUACAUACCAUUUGAUUCUAUUUACAUACAAUAUAAAAUAGGAAAAAUUAUUGAUGAAACUAAAAGUAAAUGAAAGGAAAUGAUUUUUAAAAGUUUGGGGUAUUGGUAACUGUGAGAGGGCGGGAUGGGGCUUCUGAUGGGGCAUAAACCCAAGUGGGAUGUGGGGGGUGUGACAGCAGCCUCCCUGUCUUGUAUGGAUUGUGACAUCAUAUGUUUAAAAAAAGGAGACAUCAGGCCCAAAAUGUAGUCACUUGUGCUGAAUCCCAUGUCAGCAAGCCAAAACUUACUACCUAGCCAAAUUGCACUUUCAAUCUUUCCCAGGAGUGUGACCUUUAACCAGUCAAUCUGGGUUUUCCUGCUCAGCACUAGGGAGGUAAUCCCCUUGAUAGGCCCCCUCCAUCCCCCUUAGGAGGGCGGCAUUGCCUGAAACCAUGCAUUCUUUGCUAAUAAUUUCCUUUCCACUUUUGAAAACCUUUCCUCUUCUAAAGCUCAAUGAUGCGCCUUUCUACUUGCCAGAUGGGACCCUGCCCAGUUCAUCAACUGUUCAAUAAAGCCAAUUUGAUCUUUAAAUUUACUCAGAGAAUUUUUGCUAUUUAACAGAUUUGGUGGCAGCAGUGGGAUCAAAGGACUUUCCAACAGUAUUCAGAGAUGACCAGAAACAGAGGCAUGGGGGACUUCCCUGGCGGUCCAGUGGUUAAGACUCUGCGCUUCCACCGCAGGGGGCGAAGGUUCAUCCCUGGUUAGGGAACUGAGAUCCCACAUGCCGUGUGCCAUGUGGCGUGGCCAAAAAAUAAUUAAUUAAAAAAAUACACACACACACAGGCGUGGUACCAGCAAACCUUUUUUCUUUUUUUUUUCUUUUUUUUUUGCCAUCAAAGUUUAUUUUUUAAAGAUCAAAAUUGACAGGUUAGUUUAUUACAUAACAAUAGACCACAAUGCUUCUUUCAGGUAUAACAUAUUCUUUGUAUUAAAUAGAUACAGAGUUAAACAAAAUCUGCACGUUCACAUGCAAAAAUCCUCUAUGACCUUAGUCCUCAUUAUCUGUCCUAGCUUGAGAAGAAAAAAUGUCAUUUUCCUUCAAGGAUUUGUAUGUGGAUCUUUGGCUCCACUAGCUGGUAGUAAUUUAAACGUGAAUGAAAGUGAAGUGGGGGGAGGGGGGCGUGGCUAAGGAUACAGAAGCAUGGAGAAGUGUCCUACCCUAGAAUUAAAACCCUCUUUAGGAAGGUUGAAUCCAUGUGCUUAGGAGAAACUGUGUGUAUUGGGAGUUUAUAGAUCUCCAGUCCUAAUCCCCAGUUAGUUCUACGAAGAGCCUAACGCCCUCCAAUGUUGUGAGGAAGGAUUCCUUAACACCAACAGAAUAUCCCCCAGACAGUCUCUCUCUGACCCCAGCUUCUCUCAGUGCUCUCUCCUAGCUGUUCCCUAUCAUAUUUUAGGGCCUCCCAUGUCAUCAGACAGCCUCUAGGUCUUUCUGCUACCCAUUAGCUUGUAUAUCUCUUGGCAUCACAUCCAGAGACCAGCUCCUGGCAGUCAGGGUCCAUUCUGAGCCCUCUAGUGACAGCUAAACUGAUCCACAGCUAAUCCCCUUCAGAAUUUGGGGGGACCCUUUAGAGCUGCAUCUGGAAAGAAAGACUGUGGAACAUUUGUAUCAAACUCAGAUGUCCUCCUUGAUCCAGAGCCAAAGAGGAGGUGAGGAUGGAUGUAGCUCUCAUCUUCUAGAGAGCACCACUCCUAGGAGAAAAUAGAACUAACACUCUCUCAGUUCAAAGUGGGUCUUAACGGUAAUAGUUAAUGGUUAACGGUAAUAGUAAUUGUCAGCAAACCUUUUUUCGAGUUCACUGUCUUUCUCACCGUUUCUGAGGGCUGUGGAUAAGUUCCUCUCCUUUCUGAGCUCUGCUCUCUGCUGUACUCCCAAUCGAAUUGACUUUCCAGUCACGGGGUUAGUGGGUCAGCUUGAGCUGGAAGAUGGUUCCAUCCAGAACCCUAGUCCUUAGUUCAGUCUGCACUCUCCUGCUUGCUUGGAAUCCCUUUCGCAAGUUGCACCCUGCAUUUCCCCUUUACUGGGGUUGCUGAUACAGUCCCUUCCCCAGUUCCAGUCUAUUGACCCCAUUUGCUGGAAUCUCCUUAUUUAGUCCAUGCUGGGAUUUUUUUAAUUUGGCCAUGCCCUGAGGCAUGCUGGAUCCUAGUUCCCGACCAGGGAUUGGACCUGUGCCCCCUGCAGUGAAAGUGCAGAGUCCUAACCAUUGGACUGCCAGGGAUGUCCCCCAUGCUGGGAAUUGCUGGUGGUGUACACAGACUUCUGCAGUAGUGUAUCUUGGUUGCUGUUGGUUUGUUUUGGUGAAUAUGUUUAUCUUGUUUUGUGUAGAUAAAGGCUACUGCUAACAUGGAUCUCAGAAACCAAAAAGCCACAAAAAUUGGUGGUCACAGAUCAAGAAUUUAAGAGCUGUUAGAACACUUGCCACCUAACUCAAAGACUCCCAUGUUGGGAGAAGUUGGUCACAGAACGGGUUGGAAUGGUACAAGGUCCCUUGCCAAACUCAAGAAAAUUUCUAUGCAGUGUGGUACAUUGUAAACUACCACAGUUUCCAACUGAGUGGCCUGUCCCUUUUAGGUAUUAGUUUGACUCCAAGUGACCGAAAGUAUAAGAAAGAAGUAGAAGGAGGGAGGGAGGGAGGAAAGAUACAUACAUACAUACAUACAUACAUACAUACAUACAUACAUGAGAUCCUUAAAUCCACAUGGUUAAUAAGCAUGCCGCCUUCCAGUACACCUGUUAGGAACUGUGGUCCCAGAAGCUAUAAAUAUCUGUAAAAAUGGCAAAAUCUUACUGACAACGACCUACAAAUUUUGUGUCCUGAGAACAUGGCUUGGGAGCCCCAAAAUAUGGCCAAACCGAAAUGUAUAUUAAUCUCCAUUUGCAGCUAGGGUCCUACCAAACUGCUGCCAUUCCUCAGGGAAAUUAAAACCUAGCGUUACAAUGGCUGUUAUAAGGAACAUUCCAAUUAGAUAAGAUCAUUUAAGAAGUGCACUUAAUAAAAAAUUUUAAAAUAAUAAAAAUUUUUAAGAAUUAAAAAGAAAGUGCACUUAAAAGUGAGGGCUUCCAUGUGAAACAAACAGAAUGGGAUACCUAUUUUAAUUGGCAUGUAGGGGCCUCCAAAAGUCAAAAAAAUUUCUUAAAAAUUCAUUACAAAAGGCUAAUAGAAAAUUAAAGCUAUAAGAGGUACCUAAAACAAAACUCAUAAAGACAACAUUGAACA
Messenger RNA from Balaenoptera ricei (Rice's whale), 8402 nucleotides. RefSeq names its product zinc finger protein 77-like. The record is from RefSeq and is a predicted model, not a curated record. Gene Ontology annotation, molecular function: DNA-binding transcription factor activity, RNA polymerase II-specific; RNA polymerase II transcription regulatory region sequence-specific DNA binding. Lineage: Eukaryota; Metazoa; Chordata; Mammalia; Artiodactyla; Balaenopteridae. Gene Ontology annotation, biological process: regulation of transcription by RNA polymerase II. Gene Ontology annotation, cellular component: nucleus. The transcript has 4 exons. Bases 112 to 1611 code for a protein of 499 amino acids.